Molecule: messenger RNA, 5652 nt
Organism: Adineta ricciae
Lineage: Eukaryota; Metazoa; Rotifera; Eurotatoria; Adinetida; Adinetidae
Source: the annotation of a GenBank genome assembly
AUGAAAAUGAAAUUUUUCGUCUGUCUCCUAUUACUAUGGAUCAUCUUUUAUACUGAUGUGACUUACGCGCAAGAUUGUUCUCCAACAACAUGGACUACCUGGGCAUGUAGUGUCACUUGUGGAAAUGGAACGUUCACAAGAUCGAGAAACUGUACAACAAACACAACAGUACCUUGCUAUGGGUGUUGGGAAUUGCCUGCUAAUACAUCGUUCGAAGUUCAAAGAAUGAAUUGUUCACGAGAUCCAUGUCCCUUUUGUACAUGGACGAAUUUCACGGCAUAUCCAUGUUCGUCUUCGUGUAACACAGGCUAUCGACUACAAACGCGACAAUGCUUAACGUCUGACGGUCAACCAUGUGGUCUUUGUGAUGGUGAAGAUGUUGUAUCAGAACCUUGUGUAGAACAACCUGUCUGUGAUGAACCGUGUCCAAUCAACAGUCAUAUUGAAAGGAACUAUACGGACUGUGGUGUUACUUGUCAGUCUCGUAACAACACAUCGAAUUGCACAAUAAAAUCAGUUGGUUGUGUGUGUGAUCCCGGUUAUUUCCGCGAAACGAUUGCCGGAUUAUGUGUUCGAGAAUGCGAUUGCGGCUGUGUAGAUGCAUCAUCUGGUUAUCAUCAGCUAAACUCAGUAUGGAAUGGAACAUGUGCUACGUAUGUCUGCAAUCCAGGUGGUGUGAUCACACAAAUAGGAACAAUUUGCAAUACGAAUGCUUUACCCACACCAACGAAUGGUGAUUGGAGUGCUUGGACAGAUCCAGCAGUAGUCGUUUGUUCGGCAACUUGUGGCAAUGGUUCAAGGCCACAAUAUCGCACUUGCACAAAUCCAGUGCCAGCAAAUGGUGGUCUAUAUUGUAACGGUUCGGGCGUACAAUUACUUAGAUGUGCAACGAAUAUCCUUUGUCCGGGAACGGACACUUGGUCGGGUUGGUCCACAUGGAGUUCAUGUAGUGUUUCUUGUGGAAACGGAAUACGGACGGCCUAUCGAAACUGUACAAGCGCGUCCGUCGACGGAUCGGGUUCUGUGUCUUGCAGUGGAUCAAGUAUCAAUACGAUGAGUUGCUAUGCGGGAGCUUGUCCUAUCGAAGGGGUAUGGACUAGUUACAGUAGCUAUUCAACAUGCUCAGCUAUUUGUGGCUAUGGCUUACAAGCUAGUUAUCGUGAUUGUGUCAAUGAAACAGCUGGUGGACUAUCAUGCUCUGGUUACGGUUUACAAUUUCGUAAUUGUUCCGGAUACAAUAGCUCGUACCAGUGUAAUGAGAUUGGUUAUUGGAGUAAUUGGACUAGUUUUGGUGCUUGCUCAGUUUCGUGUGGUGUUGGUUAUCAAUAUCAAACACGGCAGUGCCUUGGCGCAGGUUUUGGUUGCAUUGGUGAUGCAAUCAAUAUAACAACUUGUAAUACAAGUAUAAUUUGUCCAGUCGAUGGAAAUUGGAUAACGUGGACGACUUGGUCUUCAUGUCCGGCAACAUGUGGCACUGCGUCAGUCUAUAGAACGCGUAAUUGUACUGGUGCAUUAAAUGGUGGUGUUUGUUUGGGUUCAGCACUUGAUACACAAUUGUGUGAUACAAACGUUACCUGUGUCGUCAAUCCAUUCAAUGCAACAAAUGGCGGCUACACUGUUUGGUCGGUAUGGAGUGCUUGUUCUACGACAUGUGGCACAGGCGUUCAAGUGCAAACUAGAGCUUGUACAAAUCCGUUGCCAAGCUAUGGUGGUAGUUAUUGUGUUGGAUCGCCUAUCAAUAUCACAUCCUGUAAUUCAUCACAAACAUGUCCGAUCGAUGGUAAUUGGGCGACUUGGUCAAAUUUUUCGCAAUGUAGUGGUACUUGUGGUAAUGGUACGAGAGCGCGUGUGCGUAUUUGUGGCAGUCCGGCACCAGCAAACGGUGGUCAACAAUGCGAUGGAUCAACAGUUGAAACAGAAAUAUGUUCGACUGGCAUCGACUGUCCUGUCGAUGGUGUCUGGGGAUCGUGGAGUGCUGUGUCAGCUUGUGUAGGUACUUGCGGCAAUGGUACCAGGGUCCGAACGCGUACAUGUACUCUUCCACUUGGAGGUGGUCUUAUGUGUAUCGGCGCAACAAGACUAGAAGAAACGUGUGAUCUCAACAGGCCGUGCCCUGCCAAUGGUGAGUGGAGCGCAUGGAGUAAUUAUUCAGCGUGCAGUGCAACUUGCGGCACAGGUGUUUAUACACGAGUUCGUGAAUGUAAUAAUCCAACGCCAAAUUAUGGUGGUGAUCAAUGUAUUGGUUCACCCAUUGAAACCGCUUAUUGUCAAUCGAAUGUAUCAUGUCCAGUCGAUGGCGCAUGGACUCUAUGGACAGAUUGGUCUAGUUGUUCGUUGAAUUGUUCCGGAGGUACACAAACGCGAACAAGAAAUUGUACAAAUCCACCGCCAGCCAACAAUGGAGCUCCCUGUACUGGAUCAAACUAUCAAUAUCAAACAUGUAACGAUCAAAUUCCUUGUAUUGUUCUAAGUGCAAACAAUCCCACGAAUGGAACUUGGUCUGAUUGGGCGAUCUGGGGAACAUGUGCAGGCACUUGCGGUAAUGGAACCCGAGCUCGGUAUCGUAAUUGUACGGGACAAACGAAUGGUGGAAAUCCAUGCAUCGGUGUACCUCUGGAAUAUCAAGCAUGUGCAACUAAUAUAACUUGCCCAAUCGAUGGUGGUUGGUCCAACUAUACUGAAUAUGGGCCCUGUUCAGUGACAUGUGCUAAUGGAACGCAGAUACGCACACGUACCUGUAAUACACCUUUACCGCAAUAUGGAGGUUUACAAUGUAUCGGCGAUUCAAAAGACAUACGAACUUGUGCAACGAAUAUUUCUUGUCCAAUCGAUGGCGGCUGGUCAAACUGGACCGAAUCAGCGUGUUCAUCGACAUGUGGUGUAGGUUACCGACUUCGAUUCAGAAAUUGUUCGAAUCCAUCGCCACAGUUUGGUGGUAUAACUUGUAUUGGUUCAGCAGUUAAUACUAUUCUAUGUAAUAUAUCUAAUGUCACCUGUCCAGUGUUGGGAAUCUGGAGUGAAUGGUCAAAUGCAACUAAUUGUUCAGUUUCUUGUGGAUACGGUAUUCGAAUCCGUAAUCGAACAUGUUUACCAGCUGGCUCAAUAAGUUGUGUUGGUACUUCCGUUCUUGUUGAAGCAUGCGAUUCCGGAUUUGUCUGUACUACUCCAGCACCAUGGAAUUCAACCAAUGGAAACUGGAGCCAGUGGUCUGAUUGGUCAGCAUGUUCUGCAAGUUGCGGAAAUGGCACUCAAUAUCAGACAAGAGCAUGUAAUACUUCCUCUCCAGCCCUUGGUGGUUCCUUGUGUUCCGGUGAUGCUUUACGAAUACAAAGUUGCAAUACAAACGUUAGCUGCCCGGUCAAUGGCAAUUGGAGUGAAUGGGGAAGUUACUCAUCUUGCAGCACAACAUGUGGUCCAGGCAUCCAUACUCGAAUUCGCUAUUGUAAUAAUACGAAUAAUUUCGAGGAGUUAUGUAUUGGACAUGCUUUGGAAACGGCAGUAUGUAACGAGAACAGAACAUGUCCUGCGGCAGGUAUUUGGGGAAAUUGGACUACGUGGAGUGUAUGCAGUGGCACGUGUGGAAUUGGACUUCAAGUUCGAACACGAAAUUGUACAGUGGUAGUGGGAGGCGAACAAUGUUCUGGUUCAUCCUUGCAAGCACAGGAAUGUGAGACGAAUAUCACAUGUCCAGUCGACGGCGGAUGGGGAAGUUGGACAAGUUGGACAAAUUGUUCAUCGACAUCAUGCGCUAGUGGUAGUCAAUAUCGUUUUCGUACAUGUGAUUCACCUCAGCCUUCAAAUGGUGGACAAUUAUGUGCGGGUAAUGCAAUGGAAACAGCAAUCUGUAAUGGAUCAGGUACAUGUCCAGUAGAUGGCAAUUGGAUUAGUUGGAGUACCUGGACCGUAUGUUCAUCAACUUGUGCUGGUGGCCGACGAUAUCGUAAUCGGACUUGUUCCAAUCCUGUGCCUUCUAGUGAUGGCAUACCUUGCGUUGGAUCAUCUGUCGAAGUCGAUGGUGGAUGUGGCAAUACCACUUGCGCUGCAAGUCCUACUAUCAGUAAUGGUGUCUGGACAAGUUGGUAUACUUGGUCUGAAUGUGCAGCAACAUGCGGACUAGGUAUUAGACGACGAGUACGUAAUAUUUUUGUUACUGUUCGAAACUGUAGUACAAUGGGUCUACCAUGUGUUGGCUCGAAUUACGAGAUCGAAUCUUGUGAUUCGUUGAUUGGUUGUCCUGUCGAUGGCAUCUGGAGCGAUUGGAGUACUUAUUCUGAAUGUACUGCUUCAUGCGGUAGUGGUACACAAACACGCACAAGAUUGUGUACUGAUCAAUCGAAUGGUGGACAGCCGUGUUUUGGUUCAGCUACACAAACAAUUACUUGUUCCACAAAUAUCAAUUGCCCGAUCAAUGGUCAAUGGACGACAUGGAGUGAACAGAGUCCUUGCUCAGUAACAUGUGGCACUGGAGUUACUGUUCGUACACGUACUUGCGCACAAAUAAUACCAACAUUUGGCGGUGUAUCAUGUCCUGGCUCUUCAACGCUUACAGAAACAUGUACUGCUUCGCAAAAUUGUCCAAUUGACGGAGCAUGGAGUUCAUGGAAAGACUGGUCAGCUUGUUCGGCCACUUGCGGCAAAACUGCAACCAAAUACACCACACGUGUUUGUGAUAACCCGCAACCAUUAUAUGGAGGCAACGGUUGUGAUGGAGUAGCAUUCAAUGUAACCUCCUGUCCUGAGCUGAUCGAUUGUUCUAUAUGUCCAGUCAGUCAAGUGUACAUCAAUUCGACUAAUACAAUAUGUCCUACACUUUGCUCGGACCCGACAAACACAACAUGGUGUCUGUCACAACUACCAGGAUGUAUGUGUCGAUCACCAUAUGCAUGGAAUAGUGCAACAAAUUCAUGUAGUCUAUGGUGUGAUUGCGGUUGUUACGGAUUGAAUAAUACGCGACAUGCCCUUGGGACUGUUUGGAUGGAAAAUUCAUGUCGUACCUAUCAAUGUAUGAAACCGAAUAAUACUGCUGAUACGACUCCGAAAGCAAUGUUGAUAUCCAGCAAUUGUUCAAAUUGUUCAUAUUUCAGUUGGACAGCAUGGUCAACAUGCAGUGCGCUAUGCGGCUUGGGCACACAAACACGGCAACGAUCUUGCUUAUACUUGAAUUCGUUUACACCAUGUGAUACUUGCGCAGGUGUUAAUAAUCAAUCACAAAUAUGUCAGAAUUCACUAUGUGAAGUCUGUCAAUUCGGUCCAUUUGUACCUGCUACGACGUGUACGAAAACAUGUGGCAACGGUACACAAGUAGUAAAUCGAACAUGUUACAAUAUUGCGUCAUCAGAUGCAUCAAUUCCUAUACCUUGUUCCAAUUCAAGCGCCUGCGGCACAUUCACAAACACUACUGCAUUGUGUAAUACAUAUAUUUGCAACGUUUGUACAUGGUCAGCAUGGGCGAAUAGCCAAUGUACUGUGACAUGCGGUCAAGGUACAUACGUUCGGCAACGAACUUGUAUCAAUAAUCAGGGUGCAAGCUGCACGACGUGCACUCCUAGCUCAUCAACGAACGGACCUCGGCCAUGCUACUAUCCCAGUUGUACAUCAAGACGACGACGACGAAGCAUCAUAGACUGGUUUGCUUCUUGGUUUGACGAUUAA